CAACUUUUGCUAGAGUCGCCAUCUAGUGAGGCGCUUUUUUAGUGCUUUCUUUUUUCUUAAAAUGCUUCCUCAUUAACCUUGUAUAUAGCAGAAGUUGAUACUGAUGAUGCUGUUUAAUUAUAUAUAUAUAUUUAUUUCGUUGUAGAUAUUGCAACUAAAAUAAUUUUGAUGAUACUGAAAUAUGGUCGCAUGGAUAUAGAUCUUUUCGCAUUCCCAAUCAUAAAACUAAAACAUUAAAAGAAAAACUGUCAUAAACCGUCAAAAAUAAACUAUGGCCGACUGUUUAUUAUAUACUUAACAAAUACAAUCUCGAAAUUUGUGAAAAUUGUGUUUAAAGUGUUGGAAAUCAUUUUAUAUUUCAUCAAGAAAAAUAUUUACUUAUUCUGUUGAUUAACGAAAAUCUUAUCUAACGGUAUUUCUGACUAUUAUGAAGUAAUCAAUCAUCAUAAUGAGACGAGGUCAUGCAGGCAUUGGUGGUUGGCGAAAUGAAAAUCCAAGGCAUUAUAAGCCAAGAGGUGGUGGACCGUCUCAAUUUAGGUCUAAUAGGAGCUAUCCUUUACAGGAAUCAUCUAGGUAACUGUAUUUUCUUUACUUAUUUUUUAAAUGCUGAUCAGACUACAUUGGAUCAUUUUGCGCGCCUAGUUUUUUUUAUACACCUACCUAUACAAAGAAAUAUUUUCUGUGAAUAAUUUAAUAUAGAAUACACGUUCUAAUUAUAUGUAUAAAAAUUGACAAAUAAUAGUUUAAAAACGAUAUUUUAUUGGUUAUUAUUACAGGUUCCCUCAGCCAGGCUCUCGGCCACACAGAGGUACAUUUAAUAACCGCCCUGGAUUGCUUUCCACUCUACCACCGAGUCAUCAUGACAGGAAUAAAUAUAGAAAUGAUUCUCGACUAAGCAAUCAGUAUCGAUCUAGCAACCAAGAUAGAUAUCAACAUCAAGGAGGUAGAGCUAUAUUUCCUUUACUUGAUCAUAUGCGACAUGAAAGUAAAGAUCAAAAUAAAAGCCAAGAUAAAUUUUAUCAUGAUAAUACCAACAAUGACAACUGGCACAUAAACAGUAUGGGUGAUAUUGAUGAUAGGCAAAUAAAUCAGCCAAUAAAUCAAGUACCAUUUGGUCACCAUAAUAUAUCACCAUGGCUGAAUCCACCAGAUAGUAGAAGACAGCACUUUGAUGAUAGAAAUAAACACCAACCUUACAGGCAUGAUAUUUCAGAAAAUAAUAAAAUACCUGUACUUGAAUAUUCUGGACAUAGACCACCAUCUUCCGAUCAUUAUGGUGGUAAUGCAAGCUCCACAUUAGAUAAUUCCAAUAGCUUCAGUAGAUCAAUAGACGAUACUGUUGACAUCAUUCGUAAAAGACUACAAAACCGUGAUGAGGUCCAACAAACCCCUGAAGAACAAAGUACUGGCAGUAAAGAUAUAGAUGAACGAGUCACAAUUACUAUGUCAAACAAUUGUCAAAAUAUUCAACAAAACCAACCUGUGAGGAAAAAGAUAACAAAGCAUAAACACAAUAUUGAUGCAAACUGUGACAAAAUGAAAAAUAAAAUUGUGCAUGAACUUUUUAAAAUGGAUAAAGACAAAAUUCAUAAAUUAAUGGAUAAUCCUAGUUCAUCCUCAAAAUUUGAAUAUGCACUAAACAGUUUUAUUACUGAGUCACAAAAUAGUUUAAGCAGACAUUUGAGGUCAGUGGCUGAAAAGUCUCUAUGUACUUCUGAAGAAUUUGUCCAUAAUGACAAUAAUACUAUUUAUGAAGAUACUUUUAUGAAACAAAUGCAGGGUGUUUUGGACCCCCAAGAUACUAUACUAUUAGAAGAUAUAAAACCUCUUGUUUUGGCUGAGCUUAGUAAAGUUUUGCAAUUAAAUGAGUUAGAGUUCCAAAUGCCAGAAAAUCAAAAAAGCUGUGAAGCAGUAAGUGAGUUUGAAAACUAUGAAUCAUAUCAAUAUGAAAAUUUCUCUCAAGACAGUUACUAUGAACAAAUCCAGUCACCACAAACUGUUUAUGAACACUUUGAUAAUGAAAAUUUUGUUGAUAGUUAUAUAGAUUUUGAAAAUAUUAAACAAGAAAAACCUAAACCAACACCUCUCUUUGAAAGACGCCCAACUAGAAUAAGUUUUGAACAUUCAGAACUAAAUAUCAGUUCUGAGACUCUUAAACCAUUGAGAACCAGUAUUGAAGGAAGCUCAUGUCAACAGGUUAAUUCAUUAUCCAAUGAGAGGCGUCAUUCAAGAAGUUUGGAAAAUAAACCAAAUGAAAGAGAACAAACAAUACCACUAUUUGAUACAAAUACUGAACAGUUAUCAGAAGACGAAGACCCUUUUGCUGAACUAGAUAAACAAUAUCAUGUUGCUGUUGAUCAUAAUUUCAUUGAAACAUAUGGUAUUUCCAGCCCACAACAAAUUAAUAAUGAACUAAAUAAUACAAAUUAUGAAAAUAAAUCUCCAAACAAAGAGCAAGAGGUGAACAGUCAGCCAAUAAUACCACAGCUAGAUGCAAACAAUAUAAAACAAGAAAUUGAUAGUCAACUGCAUACUAUUGCUAAAUCACCUCUGAAAUUACCUUCAGUAAGCACCGUAAAAGCCAAAAGUGAGGAAAAGAAUAUACCAUCUUGCAAACCUGUUCAAGAAAAAGCAACAAAAAGUUACACUAAUGACAAUGAUCAUGGAAAUUCACUCAAUAUAAAUGUAAAGCGGGAGUACAAUGUAAAUUCAAAUAAUGAAAACAGAGUUAUAGAAAAAAUAAAAAAUAUAAAUAUAACCACUAAAGACUUACCUUCAAAUGCACGAAAAAGAUCUAUAGAUCAGAAACCAUCUCAUCGGAAAGAAAAACGCAAAAAAAGUGACAGUAAUCAAUCUGAUUCAGGAAAACAAAUUUUAAAUAAAAACAUAAUAAUUAAUGUUAACGAUUGUGCGUCUAGUGAUACUGAAAAAUGUAAAGAAGCAACUAAAUCUGUUUUUAAUUUAUUUUUCUCUAAAAAUGAUACUCCCAAGGAGGUGCCUAAAGAAAUAAAACAUGUUGAAUCUGAUAAACCAUAUUCUCAAAAAUAUGUCAAAAGAAAAGAAACUCAGAAGACAAGUGAAAAUGAGGGUGAUAAGAAGAAAAGGCAGCGUUCAGUUUCCUCUAGUCAUUCCAUAGUAAGUCCUAAAGAGAAUAUUAAUGACAGUUCUCAGAGCAAUAAAACUGAAUCUAAAACUAAACUUCAAACUAUUGAUAUGUUCAUGGAACAACCACGCAAAGUUACCCAAUUACAUCAAACUCAUAGAAAUACAAAUACUCCAGUAAAAAAUGUAGAAAUAAGUAAACCAAAAGCACCCAUAACAUUUAACAGAAAAAUUACCAAAAGACAUAUAUCAACACAAGUUUGCCGAAAAAUGCACUCAAAGGAGAUUCAAACAAGCCAAUCACUGAAAUCACCAAAUAAAAUUCAAACUACAAGAUUUUCUCAGACUGAGAAGAAAAGGAUGCUUAGUAGAGGAAUUCAAACUGAUCCAGUAAGAUUUGAAAAAUCAGGCAUUAAAGCCACUGAUACAUUUGAAAGAAUGAAAGAAAUUGACUUGGAGAUACAGGUACUAUUACAAGAAAAAUUUAAAUUAUACAAUUCUAUAGAAUCCAGUGAUCCAUGCCCUAGUACUAUUCAGUCAUUAGGGAUGACUGUUGUAAAUGUGACACCUGAUGAUGAUGAUGAUGAUGACACUAAAGGGGAUAAUGUUAAUGAAGUCGAAGUAAUUACAGGUGAUGACAUUGUUGAAGAUUUUACAAAUAUUCCAGUUGAAGAACUUGAACAAAUAGCUUUAGAAACGAUACAAGAUCAGAAUUAUAAUAGUAAACAAGAAAAGAAAAAUAAACGACAAAAAGCUUUAGAUGAUUCACGUGCCAGUUCAUCCAGUCCUACUACUAGAAGAAAACCUAAGAAAGCAACUACACCCAAUAUUUCCCUUCUAGAACAAAUUAUAACUGACGACAGACCAUUGGAAGAUAUAAUAUCUUUGGAUGAUUUAGAAACUACACCUGUCAAAAGUAAAAAGCAAAAGAGAGUGCAAAAUGUACCAAAGAAAAAAGCGGUUAAAAAAUCUAAAAUCAUUAAACCUAGUGUCUGUUUACCUAACUACAAACUAAAAGAGUGUUCUGUUGUGUUAAUACGUAGUGAUUUAAGUAAGUAUUAUAAACAAAUGUAUGAAAACACUGACAUACAAAAUGAAAAGUCUCCAAUUUCGGUGGAUAUAAUUGAAGAAAUCCCAAUAGAUGAGGCCAAUAUUGUUGUUGCUAAUGAUUUACAGUUUGAUAUGUUAGAUGUAUCAGAGGACAUAGUGAUUGGUGACAAUUGUGAGGUGAAGUCAAGUGAAGACAAAGAUGUGGAGAGAACUGAAGUAUCAGUUACUGAAGAGAUAAUUUUGGACAACAGCCAAUUACAUGAACCUCUGCAAAAUAACUGCAAUCAAGUAGAAAAUAUUUGCAGAAUGUAUGAUUAUUCUACAGACGAGACCUUGCGACGUGACUCUAUUGUCGUUACUGGACAUGCUGAUGCUGUACUUGCAAUAGAAUGUGUUGAGAAUAACUUCAUUGCGGCAUGUCUUGACGGCAAUGUGUAUCAUUUCGGCGCAGAUGGCCAACUCCUCGCUACAUUGAGAGGCUCCAACUUAGCAGUCACUUGUCUUACUAUUGUGAAGGAGAAGUAUGGUACUACUGUAUACACAGGUUCUCUUGACUCCAGGAUAAGAUACUACGAUUUAGAAACAGGAUUGGAAAAAGGGCCAGAGUGCAAUGUUCUUAGUCCAAUACAAACAAUGGAUCGUGCUUGGGAUACCAUAUUUGUUGGUACGAGGACAGGAUUUGUCUUACAAUUUGAAUGCAAGAACAACAUGCUGAUACCAGUCAGUACUGUGAAAUUCUCUGACCAAUCAAUACUGGCUCUGCGUGCAAUGAAAGAAGGUCCUCGGAAGGUGUUGUUAGUGGCGGCUCGUUCUGAAGAUGUCACUAUAAAGGACGCACAGACUGGACUCCUGUUGCGAUCACUGCAGGGGCCCAAGAUGACUGUCUACACGCUGCUUUAUGAAGACGGCAAGAUAUACUGUGGGACUAGCAGCCAUCAGAUACACGUCUUUGAUUAUGCUGUAAGUAUAAUGGUUAUUUUUGACUAGUUAACUUUCAUAUAAAAGUAAAAUUUUAUUAGAUUUAC
Messenger RNA from Diatraea saccharalis (sugarcane borer), 5177 nucleotides. The record is from the annotation of a GenBank genome assembly. NCBI's taxonomy places the organism in Eukaryota, Metazoa, Arthropoda, Insecta, Lepidoptera, Crambidae.